Messenger RNA from Odobenus rosmarus divergens (Pacific walrus), 839 nucleotides. It is a transcript of the gene LECT2, whose product is annotated as leukocyte cell-derived chemotaxin 2. The record is from RefSeq and is a predicted model, not a curated record. Lineage: Eukaryota; Metazoa; Chordata; Mammalia; Carnivora; Odobenidae. Bases 270 to 725 code for a protein of 151 amino acids. The transcript is spliced from 4 exons.
UCUGUUAAUAUUUAGUCAGCAUUUCCAAUAAAAUUACCUUCUUCAGAUCAAACACUUUUACAUAGGCCCUACAUGUGAACCAAAUAGCUACCCAGGGAAUAUUCAACUUUGACUUGCUUCAUUCUUGUAUUUUUUGUGUGUACCUCACACUAAAUUAAUGAGAGAUGCAACAUUCUGAGGCUAAAUAAUUCAACUGGCUAUUCUUUAAAGAGCGUGGGGGCAAUUCACAUUACCAGAGGAAGAAACAUCAUAAGGAAAGCAAAAGCCAAAUGUUUUCCACAGGAGUCCUCGUUUUUGCUGUCUUGAUUUCAACUGCACUGGCUGGACCAUGGGCUAGUAUCUGCGCUGGCAAGUCUUCCAAUGAGAUCAGGACGUGUGACAGUCACGGCUGUGGCCAGUACACUGCUCAAAGAAAUCACAAGUCUCACCCAGGUGUGGAUGUCUUGUGCUCUGAUGGAUCUACCGUGUAUGCACCUUUCACUGGAAUGAUUGUGGGCCAGGAGAAGCCUUAUAAAAGCAAAAAUGCCAUUAAUAAUGGUGUUCGGAUAUCUGGAAGAGGUUUCUGUAUUAAAAUGUUCUACAUUAAGCCAGUUAAAUAUAAAGGUUCUAUCAAGAAGGGAGAAAAACUGGGAACUCUACUGCCCUUGCAGAAAGUCUACCCUGGCAUACAAUCCCACAUACAUAUUGAAAACUGUGACUUGAGUGAUCCUACCAUGUACCUCUAAGUAGAAGACACAUGACCAGAUCUACUAAAUAUAAAACCAUCUCCUUAAAAACCUGAAUGCAUCCCCUACUCUUCAAGAAAUUUGUGUCCAAAUAACAUGAUGCAUGCAACAAAG